Podospora anserina S mat+ is the source of this 552-nucleotide messenger RNA. RefSeq lists its product as uncharacterized. The record is from RefSeq and is a predicted model, not a curated record. Gene Ontology annotation, biological process: endoplasmic reticulum to Golgi vesicle-mediated transport. Gene Ontology annotation, cellular component: TRAPP complex. The transcript is spliced from 2 exons. The coding region runs from base 1 to 552 and encodes 183 amino acids. Lineage: Eukaryota; Fungi; Ascomycota; Sordariomycetes; Sordariales; Podosporaceae.
AUGAGCCUGCCGCCAUGUGUGUCUCUCAUAACCCACCCCCCUAUUCACUACUGUCGCCAUACUAACAUUACAUUCCCCAGGACCGUCUUCGCACUCAUCAUCAUCAACAAGGCCGGCGGUCUCAUUUACAACCGAACCUUCCACGAAGGGGGCCUAAACAAAAUCAGCACCAACGACUAUCUCGUCCUCGCUGGGACUUUCCAUGGUGUCCACGCCAUUACAGCCCGCCUCAGCCCCAUCCCCACCCCAGGAGCGAACCGCAACUCGGCCUCAUCAGCUGGCACCAUGACCCGGCCGGAACCACCAUCCGGAUUGGAAGUCCUAGAGUCAGAAAACUUUCGGCUGCAAUGCUUCACUACUCUGACAGGCAUCAAGUUCCUCCUCUUCACCGACACAACACAAACAAACGUCGACUUGACCAUGCGGCGGGUCUACGAGAUGUACACAGACUAUGUCAUGAAGAACCCAUUCUACCAGUUGGAAAUGCCGGUGCGCUGCGACAUGUUUGACAGGAAGUUGUUGUCGUAUAUUAGGGAGAUCAACAACAGGUAG